This is a messenger RNA of Scleropages formosus (Asian bonytongue), 2369 nucleotides long. Its product is annotated as matrix remodeling-associated protein 8-like. Gene Ontology annotation, biological process: positive regulation of T cell proliferation; T cell costimulation; cell surface receptor signaling pathway. The transcript has 6 exons. Bases 562 to 1983 code for a protein of 473 amino acids. NCBI's taxonomy places the organism in Eukaryota, Metazoa, Chordata, Actinopteri, Osteoglossiformes, Osteoglossidae. Gene Ontology annotation, cellular component: external side of plasma membrane. The record is from RefSeq and is a predicted model, not a curated record.
GUUCCCCGCAACCCCGUGUGGGACAAGCGGUUCAGAAAGUGUGUGUGUGUGUGUGUAAGGAUUUUCCUUUGCACUAUGAAUAUGUACUGUUUGGAUUUUUACAUUUUGGUAGAAGUACAGAGAAACGGGUAUAUAUCAUUAAUUUAUUAAUCAUUUCAGCCAAAUAUAAACACCGGUACAAACUUGCUAAUAAACCUGUGUUUUCUGUUUUUUGGAAAUUUACACAGUACAUAUACACUAUUGAGGAGUGUAAUAAUAAGGCCAUUUAGACUGUACAUUAUAAUCUGGUUAUUGGGGUUUUGUAACUUUGUUUUUUUUUUUACUUUAUUUACUUCCUCAUGGUUAGGUUUGAUUGUUCUGGAUUAAUGUUCUUGUAUUGUGAGUGUUUGAAUUGUUUAAUAAUUAAAAAAAAAAAAAAAAAUUGCCACCACUUCCACAUAUAAGGGGUGGACGGAGGCCUCUGUUUUUGGUUUCCAUCAUUGCCUGACAGGCCGAGGAGUGAAGUGCUUCCGGUUUUACGGCGUGCUGCUUCCUGCCAGCGGCAACCGGAGGUGGAGCCCCAUGGUGGUGCGUGUCCGAGUGAAGGGCUCCAUGUGUUUCAAGUAUGCUUUGUUCCGUGUGAAGGAUUUCAAAAUGCACCCAAGCACCACCUGCACUGCGCUCACUUUCCUGCUUGUGUUAGUUCAGCUCUCAGAAUCUAAUGGACUGGAACCUGUAACUGCUGAUGUGAAAAGCUCUGCCCUCCUGCCCUGCACUGGCACCGCCCACAGGGGUCAGGCAGAGGUGAAAUGGACAAGCAGUGGAGACCCUGUCUUUGUUUACCACCAGGGGAAGCUCACCACAGGUCCUGGGUUCAAGAACAGAGUCCAUCUGUCCAAGGAGGAGAUUGAGGGUGGAAACUUCUCCCUCAUCAUCAGUCCUGUUGAAUACAGCGAUAAAGGUCUUUACAGUUGCUUCUACAACAAUGAAUGGCUUCAUGAUGUCAGACUGGAUGUUGUUGUGCCUACGGUGGUCUCUGUACCAGUAGGGGACCCCGUCAAACUCCACUGUUAUGCCGACAUCAACAGACAGACAGAAGACAGCCAGCUUGAUGUGCGUUGGAAGAAGGAGGGAAAACUUGUUCUGCACCUUCAUUCUGGGUUGGUCACUCAGGGCUCUGGGUUCAAAAACAGAGUCGAUGUGUCUAAAGAGGACAUCCGAAAGGGCGACCUGUCAUUGAUCUUGAACGAUACACGUCUCUCGGAUCAAGGACACUACCAGUGUUUCUACAACGACCUGACGGGAUGUCUCGGCAGGGUCACUCUCAACAUUGCAGCCCAUGAGGACACCCUCACUGUCUCAGGCGGUCAGUCCAUCAUCCUGCUGCUCCGCUCUACAGAACCAGCAAGAGUCCAAUUCUUCAGUACCGGUAACCAGUCGACUGGUGUUUCUGUGUGUGUGGUGGAAGGAGGUUUACCAUGGUGUGAGGCACAGUACCACCACAGGGUGUCCAUCCAGAAUGGGAGUUUCCAAUUGCACCAUGCGUCACCAUCUGACAGUGGUGUGUACAGAGUCAUAGACCAAAGGACCAACAUCACCAUAAGCAGCACCACUGUCAGUGUUUCUCCAUCAGAGCAGUCGUCUCAAGGACAUUGGAUACCACCGGUAUUGGCACUGGCACUGGUGGCUGUGGUAGUCUUGGUUUUGGCAGUGUGCUGGUAUUGCAGACGAAGAACCCAAAGACCACACUUCCCAGCACAGGAGACCCUGCGAAUGAACUUGCAGAGCCUGACCAAUGGGGAGUGUUCAGAUCACUGCUUGGACCCCACACAGAGCGCCAGCGAAACCAUCAAGAUAUCAGUCCCUGAGUCAACCGCUGAAAUUGACAACUAUUCCUCAGAGAGUAUAAGUGGUGAAAAACGCUCCACUGAGCCCUUUGUCAAUGACGCCCUACUGUCGGGGAGCUCCAGACACUCUGGGAGGGUGGAAGCAGGGCAUUUCUAGUAUUUAACACACUUGAUCUGAGCCAAAGUGCAAUUUGACACAGUGCGGUAUGAGGUUCAAUGAGUUUUGUUACUCUCCUCUCCAGACUGAGGUUGCCCCCCCCCCCCCCACUGUUUGAGGCCGUUUGGAAUCGUGUCCUCCUGGAGUAGAGAGAGUCACUAAAGAGUCCAUGGAGUCCAGUUGGGCUUCCAGAUGUUUUUUCUUGGAAGUGGGAAGUUUGUGCAUUAACACUGACCGACUGGAUCUCUGAUACUGGAGACCACUCUCAAAUUUUGAUCGCUAGCAUUACACGUUGUUUGUAUUUAUCACUAAAAAUCCUCUUCUCCAUCCAUCCAUCUUCUGUCCCACUUGUCCUAAAAGGGUCGCGGUGGCAGCAGGGAGAGCAG